Molecule: messenger RNA, 1830 nt
Organism: Prunus armeniaca (apricot)
Lineage: Eukaryota; Viridiplantae; Streptophyta; Magnoliopsida; Rosales; Rosaceae
Source: the annotation of a GenBank genome assembly
AUGAAGGAAGAGCUUUUAAUUCAAUAUUUCUAUGAAGGACUACUUCCACUGGAGAGACAAAUGCUUGAUGCUUUAGCAGGAGGUGCUUUGGUUGACAAAACCUCAACCACAAGGCCGUUCGCACCACCACAACCUCAACCACAAGCUGCCCAAUCAAAUUUAGGUUCACCAUUGGAUAAUGAUCAAAAGCUUCAAGUACUAACUUCUUUGACUCAUGGUUUACAAAAUCAAGCCAAAGAGAUGAGCGAAGUGAAGAAGCAAAUUGGGCAGAUGGCGGAGUUCAUGGGACAGUUUAGAGAAGAAGGCAAACUACCUAGCUCAACCAUUGUCAAUCCAAAAGUAGGUUUUGAAACGGCUAAAGCUAUCAUCUUAAGGAGUGGUAAAGAGAUUGGAACCAAUCCAAAAUGUCCAAACAAAGCCCAAAAGAGAACGAAAAGCUGCUGCUCAAAGAGAAGGAGGUGGACAAAGCCACGGCAAGGGAGGAACAACCCUUGCCGCAGUCCCCCAAAGCUCCUACACAACCAAACUCAGGUUGUUCCAAAUUCAACUCAUUCUAACCCUAUUCCACCAAAUGUGCCUUUCCCUCGCAGGUGUAUGCAAUCUAAGAAAGAAGAGGAUGAAAAAGACAUCUUAGAAACUUUCAGGAAGGUACAAGUCAAUAUCCCACUUCUUGACGCAAUAAAGCAAGUUCCAAGGUAUGCUAAAUUCUUAAAAGAGCUUUGUACAACAAGGAGGAGGAUUUCAAACAAAGAAGUGGUAAGGGUAAGUGAGAAUGUUUCCACAGUUUUGCAACGAAAACUGCCACCUAAAUGCAAAGAUUCAGGUAGUUUCAGAAUCCCUUGUGUUAUUGGUAACACCAAGUUUGAACAUGCCAUGUUAGAUUUAGGUGCUUCCAUUAAUGUCAUGCCAUACUCUAUUUAUGCAUCUAUGAACUUAGGAGAGCUUAAAAAUGAUGGCGUUAUAAUUCAAUUAACCAAUCGUUCUAAUGCAUAUCCGAAAGGAGUUUUGGAAGAUGUUUUGGUGCAGGUUAACCACUUGAUAUUUCCAGCAGAUUUUUAUGUGCUUGAGAUGGAGGAUUCAGCCCAUUCUACACCAUUGCCAAUCUUAAUUGGACGACCUUUCAUGAAAACAGCCCGAACCAAGAUCGAUGUGUUCAAGGGGACGUUGACAAUGGAAUUUGAUGGCGAUAUCAUUGAUUUUAAUAUUUUUGAAGCUAUAAGGUACCCUAUUGAUGAUCACUCGUGUUUCUGUAUUGAUGCAUUUGAUUCUUUGGCACAGGAAUAUCUCGAAUACCUAGAUAGGGAUGCCCUUGAAACCACCAUUGUUCAAGGAAUUGAACUCAUCAAAAAUGGGGCCGAACCUAAUCAUGAAGAAAUUGGCGAGAUGGUGGCUGCCCUUGAGUCACUGCCACAAUAUGUUGGUAAGCCUCCAAUCCCAAUUCCAAUUCCCGUUUCUACUAACAAGUUGUUACCUUCGGUGAUUCAGGCACCCACUCUCGAGCUUAAACCAUUACCAAAUCAUUUGAAGUAUGUCUUCUUGGGAGAUAAAGAGACUUUGCCCGUCAUAGUCUCUUCGUCACUCACAGCAGUGGAGGAGGAAAAACUAGUUCGGGUGUUGCAAGAGUACAAAAUAGCCAUUGGAUGGACUUUAGCCGACAUCAAGGGACUUAGCCCUACAACAUGCAUGCAUCGCAUACUUCUAGAGGAGGGGGCUAAACCAACUCGAGAGGCUCAAUGCCGACUCAACCCUCCAAUGAUGGAAGUUGUGAAAAAGGAGAUCAUUAAGCUUCACAAUUGUGGGGUCAUUUACCCAAUUUCGGAUAGUCGUUAG